AUGGAAUUAUUUGGUGGUGCAAUUGAUGAUCUUUAUACACGCUAUAAUCAAUCAAAUAUAACAGUUUGUGGAACUUAUGAACAACUUGGAUAUUGGCCAAAUGGAUUCGAUGAUUUUUAUUCAUCAAUUGUUACAUUGUAUAAUAUAAUGGUUGUAAAUCAAUGGUAUGUCUUUGUUUAUGGAUUUCGUGCUGCGACAAAUUCAAUGUGGAGUGAAUUAUAUUUUAUACUCUGGUAUCUAUUUGUAACAACUAUUGGAUUAAAUGUUUGUCUUGCAUUAAGUGGUGAUAUUCAUGAUGCUAAAAAAAAACGAGCUGAUCAAAAUGAAGAAUUAAUUGUAUCGAAUAUGUACGAUAUUUAUCGAUCUCAUAUAAGUGAACCAUCAUCAGAAGAAAUUACACGACGAUUACAUGAACAUCCAUAUAUUAAUUUUCGACAACAUUCUAGUGAAGGAAUUAACUUAGCUUGA
Molecule: messenger RNA, 468 nt
Organism: Rotaria sp. Silwood1
Lineage: Eukaryota; Metazoa; Rotifera; Eurotatoria; Philodinida; Philodinidae
Source: the annotation of a GenBank genome assembly